AUGAUAGGUGGAAAUGAAUCCUGUACUGGAGGACCGAUCCCUAUGUCCUACUUAACCUGCCUGACUUACAUUCUGGGAGAAUGGACUGGCGUGGAGCACAUUGAAGAUUAUCUGAGUUACGCAGUCUACCUCUUAUGGGUGCUUUUUCCACUCGCAGUAGUUUUUCUCCUUCCGGGAGUUGUCAUCGUUCUCUUCUACCUUUCUGCUCUCUUUCUGCAUAUUUACAAGAGGAAGAAUGAACUAAAGCAAGCUUAUUCGAAUGACUUUUGGGAUGGUGCAAAACAGAUGUUGGCUACCCUAUGGGAUGGACAUGGAAGAAUAUGGCAUGGUUAUGAACUUCAUGGUGCCGAAAAGAUUCCUGAAGGACCAGGUCUUGUUGUGUUUUAUCAUGGAGCUACUCCUGCUGACUGCAUCUAUUUCAUGGCUAGACUUUUUAUACAAAGGAAGAUAUACUGCAGGGCAAUAGCUGAUCAUUUCGUCUUUAGGUUACCAGGUGUUAAAUUAUUACUUGAUGUACAUGGAAUUAUACAUGGACCAAAAGAAGAAUGUGUCAACGCUCUGAAGAAGGGCUGUCUGAUAGCCGUUGCCCCAGGUGGAGUUCGGGAAGCACUCUUUAGUGAUGAAAUGUAUACUAUUAUCUGGGGUAAUCGGAAGGGCUUUGCUCGGGUGGCCAUUGAUGCAAAAGUGCCCAUCAUUCCUAUGUUUACACAAAAUGUUCGAGAAGGCGUUAGGACAUUAGGAGGAAUAAGUAAGAUAUUUUCUAUUAUUUUUUUAGUUUAUUUUUCCAUAUGUGUUGUGUACGGAAUGUUCCACGUCUUAGUAAGGAUUUUCUUAUGGACUGGAUUACUUGCCAAGCCAGCAAAUAUAACUGCUGAAGAACUAACUGAGAAGACAAAAGCAGCACUCCAAGCUCUAAAAGAAAAACAUCAGAAAAUACCAGGAAAUAUAUUUAGGGCUUUAAUGGAACGAUUUCAAACACAAAAGAAAGAAGAUUAA
This is a messenger RNA of Opisthocomus hoazin, 996 nucleotides long. The record is from RefSeq and is a predicted model, not a curated record. Lineage: Eukaryota; Metazoa; Chordata; Aves; Opisthocomiformes; Opisthocomidae.